Molecule: messenger RNA, 618 nt
Organism: Indicator indicator
Lineage: Eukaryota; Metazoa; Chordata; Aves; Piciformes; Indicatoridae
Gene: DNAJC5
Product: DnaJ heat shock protein family (Hsp40) member C5
Exons: 4
Coding region: 1-597 (198 amino acids)
Biological process (GO): regulation of synaptic vesicle cycle
Cellular component (GO): intracellular membrane-bounded organelle; membrane; presynapse
Source: RefSeq, a predicted model, not a curated record
AUGGCGGACCAGAGGCAACGCUCGCUCUCGACCUCUGGAGAAUCACUGUACCACGUGCUGGGCUUGGACAAGAAUGCCACUUCAGAUGACAUCAAAAAGUCAUACAGGAAACUGGCCUUGAAAUACCACCCUGAUAAAAACCCUGAUAAUCCAGAGGCAGCAGAGAAAUUCAAAGAGAUCAACAAUGCUCAUGCCAUCCUGACAGAUGCCACAAAGAGAAACAUUUAUGACAAGUAUGGCUCUCUGGGGCUCUAUGUGGCAGAGCAGUUUGGGGAAGAAAAUGUGAACACCUACUUUGUGCUGUCCAGCUGGUGGGCCAAGGCCUUGUUUGUGUUCUGUGGGCUCAUCACAGGCUGCUACUGCUGUUGCUGUCUGUGCUGCUGCUGUAAUUGUUGCUGUGGGAAGUGUAAACCUAAACCUCCUGAAGGUGAGGAGCAGGAGUACUACGUCUCUCCAGAGGACUUGGAGGCACAGUUGCAGUCAGAUGAAAGGGAGGCCUCAGACACACCUAUAGUGAUACAGCCAGCAUCAGCCACAGAGACAACCCAGCUCACAGCUGACUCGCACCCCAGCUACCACACCGACGGGUUUAAUUAAGUUAAGGAAACACUCUCAUUA